Molecule: messenger RNA, 1334 nt
Organism: Dipodomys ordii (Ord's kangaroo rat)
Lineage: Eukaryota; Metazoa; Chordata; Mammalia; Rodentia; Heteromyidae
Gene: Cpb2
Product: carboxypeptidase B2 (plasma)
Exons: 9
Coding region: 1-1137 (378 amino acids)
Biological process (GO): proteolysis; fibrinolysis
Molecular function (GO): metallocarboxypeptidase activity; zinc ion binding
Source: RefSeq, a predicted model, not a curated record
AUGAAGCUUUGUAGCCUUGGAAUCCUGGUAGCCUUUGUCUUCCUCUGUGAGAAACACAGCUUCGCCUUUCAGAGUGGCCAGGUUUUAUCUGCUCUUCCUAGAACCACUAGGCAAGUUCAAGUUCUGAAGAAUCUUACUGCAAUCUAUGAGAUUGUUCUCUGGCAGCCAGUUACAGCUGACUUUAUUGAGCGGAAAAAAGAAGUGCAUUUUUUUGUGAAUGAGUCUGAUGUCAGCAAUGUGAAAGACCACUUGAAUUCAAGCAGAAUUCCAUACAGGACAAUUCAGAAAUGUAUGGCUUUAUUUUCUGCCUUCAUUAAGACUGUACCACAUGAAAGGCACUUAUACUGCUUAGCAGCCGAAUGCCCUAAUUUCAGUCCUUUUAAGAAAGCAAUGGUCUUCCUGAAAUUUUUAUCUGCAAAUUGGGAGAUGCCAAAUGACUUAAAAAGGGAACAAGAUGUAACUCAAUUCUAUGAAAAAGAAAGUCUGUACACCAAUAUCCUGAGUCAUGUGGACUUCUAUGUAAUGCCAGUAAUUAAUGUGGAUGGUUAUGAUUACACAUGGAAAAAGAAUCGAAUGUGGAGAAAGAACCGGUCUUUCCACAAGAACAAUCCCUGCGUUGGAACAGAUUUGAAUAGGAAUUUUGCUUCCAAACAUUGGUGUGAGAAAGGUGCAUCAAGUUUCUCAUGCUCUGAAACCUACUGUGGACUUUAUCCUGAAUCUGAGCCGGAAGUAAAGGCAGUGGCUGAUUUCUUGAGAAGAAACAUCAACCACAUUAAAGCUUAUAUCAGCAUGCAUUCAUACUCGCAGCAGAUAUUGUUUCCCUAUUCCUACAGCAGCAGCAAAAGCAAAGACCAUGAGGAACUGUCUCUAGUGGCCAGUGAAGCAGUUCGUGCUAUUGAGACUAUUAAUAAAAAUAUCAAGUAUACACACGGCAGGGGUGCAGAGACUUUAUACUUAGCUCCUGGCGGUUCUGAUGACUGGAUCUAUGAUUUGGGCAUUAAAUACUCAUUUACAAUUGAACUUCGAGAUAAAGGCAGAUACGGGUUCUUGCUGCCAGAACGUUUCAUCAAACCUACUUGUAUAGAAGCUCUGGCAGCUGUCUCUAAAAUAGCAUGGCAUGUCAUCACGAAUGUUUAAUAUCCUGGAUGUUCCACUUUGCUCCCAUAUGAUUAAUUUCCUGAUUCCAAUAAGGUCAAGUCAUGGUACUAAUUUUUUUGCCUUUUAAAGUUUGAUCGGUUGUUUUGUUAAGAAAAGGAUUUCUUAUUCCUUGGAUUUAUCAGAGAUCAAGACCUAUGCUAUUUUUUAAAUUAAGGGAAAUAAGGUAUCAUGUGUUA